CUCGUUUUGUUUUUCCGUCAUGGUACGACGCGAGCCUCGUCCAUCAGCGCGUCGCAUUUCCAAUAGACUGGAGACUUGCGAUGAAUUGUGCACCUUUUAAGCGUGAAACCGGAUACUGCACGUGGGACUGUGUCUUGCAGCAUUGUGCCUCAAACCUCGAAGUGCUUGCUCAUCAAAUCGCCUCGCUCGACUCCUCCACCUCGUCCACUAUCUUCCACCUUGCUGUUAAACGACGGAUUUCGCCUGAUCGACAAGCAUCAAUCGAGAUCGCCGAUUCAAGUCGAUCGUUAAAACAUCAAUUCAACUCUCACUCAGCUUCGCAUCCUUACUGGCAUUCUCUCAAAUCCAGGACAGGCCUCUUCCGUUUGCAUCCUGCGCCACUUUGACCUCUCUGCAUCGCUUUUAUCCCAUUCCUCAAACCAACACCCACUUCAACCCAGAGCCGCAACCAUGCCACCAGGGAAAAAGACCAAAAAGCCCAAACAACAAACCUUGGAGGCUUCCUUGGGCCAACCGAGAAUCAAACCCCCAACCGUCAAGAAAAUAUCUACCCGCAGCAGCAGUUCCAGUACGAGUACGAAAGGCAAAGAACCACUGGAUUCGGCCAGAUCCCCAGCGACGACAGCCAUGGCCCCGGCGCGACAGCGACAGCGACAACGGGAAGACAUCUCCCCAGACCGGCAACUCCCCGCCUCCUCAGCAGUCUUCAUUCCCAAGAUCUCCACAGCCGAGGCCAAGAAGCGGACCAUCGUCAUUGACGACGACUCCGACUCUACUUCCGAGGCGGAAGAUUACGGUGGGGCCGCGUUUGAGUAUGACGACUUACCUGUGUUUUCGUCCCAGGCUGUAGUGACGGUAACUCAUAACCCCCGCGCUGCUGCCGCUGCUGCCUCUGCUGCUGCUGGUAGCCGUGAUCAAAAGGAGGUUGUUGUGCUGGAUGAGGAGGAUGAGGAUGACGACAUGCCGCUGCCUACUCAGCGUACUAGAGGUGUGAAGAGGCAGGUGGCGGCUGUGUCUGAUGAGGAUGAGGAUGAGGAUGAAGAUGAGGGGAAGCGUGAGGGCAAGGUCAAGGAGAAGGCUGGGGUUAAUGACGAGGGCGAGGAAGAGGACUCAGACUCUGACCGAGUUUUGUCGUCGGCAGUCCGGAAAAGGGCAACGAGGCGCGGUGGAGAAAAGGAGUCGAGUCCGACGAAGAAGAGACGGCUGAUCAGAAGGGGGAAUCCGUCCUCGGCAAGCUCGGCUAAGGAGGAAGAGAAUUCAAAUGAUUAUAAGCCUCGUCGCCUAGGCAAGGACAGGCUAAAGGUUGCUACCGGUACGGGUAGCUCAUCUGCUGCCACGUCCUCAACAGAAUCACGACCCGCUAGGGCCAAGCGUCGAGUCAAAAAGCCCAUGACGGAGAAGGAGAGAGCGAGAGAGCUGCUGAGGCGCAAGCGGGCGGGCGAACCUAUCGAUGACUUGGAGAACGUGGAGGAAGAUGAGGACUCGGAGGUCGAGCUACCUAAAAGGGGCUACUACGACACAGACUCGGAUAAUCCUGCUCUUUCGGAGUUUGAGGAUGAGGAAACGGACGAGGAAGAGAUUGUCAAAGAAGAGGAGAGGGAAAAAAUGAAGGGAAAAGGAAAAACCGAAACGAAGGACAACAAGAAGACCAGAAAGAAAGACAAGAAGGGCAAGAAGCGAAGAGAGAUAUCCCCUGAUUCGGAGGAUACCGAAGAUAACGACGAAAAGCGCAACGUAGGAGGUUCCUACGAAGACGAAGAGAUGCAGGAUUUCAUCUCUGAAGACGAUUCUGAUGCCCCUAUUGGCGCACCGGACGAGAUUGGCAUCCCGCUCGAGUUCACUAGACACGCACAUAAGCCGCUCAAGGAACACUUCCGCGACGUAGUCGAGUGGCUAGUCCAUUACAAAAUCCACCCCAAAUUCCCGGAGAAGACUGCCGAGUUGUAUAGGCUCGGCUGGAGGAAGCUCGAUGACGAGGUCCGUGGCUUGGCCCAGAGUAAGUUCGCUUCUUCGGCUUGGAAGACGGACUUUUAUAUGGCGUUGAGGGCCCGGCCGUACUAUACAAGUGGUGAGACGCAUGAGCAAAGUAUUUUCUUUAGCAAUUGCGCGGCGUGUGGCAGGAGCGGACAUCCUGCAAAAUUUGAAAUCGCCUUCUCUGGCUCCCCUUAUUACAAAGAUUUUUCCCACCCAAGAUUCCUCGAAGCUGUCCCCAACAACAACCCCUCCCCCUCCCCCGAUGACGAAGGCGGUGAUCCAGAUGAAAACGAUGCCGACGGCAACACCAUCCCCGCCGCCUCGCGCCACUGGAAGAUUGGCUCUGUAUGCCACUCCAACGCCGAGACGGCCCACAACCUGCUGCACUGGCAGUACGCCCUGCUGGACUGGGUUGACACCCGCCUAUCGGAAGACGGACACCUGACUGCUGCUGCUGCCAUUUCGAAAAAGCGCGAGGGUGAAAGCAAAGAGAAGCGCAAAAAGAGGACAACAAAAAAGAAGUAUAAGCUGGUGGCCAAAAUUGUGAGCGAGUGGGAGGCGAAUGGCACGGUCAAGGCGCUGUUUCGCGAGUUCAAGGAUAUGCUGGAGGCGGCGAGGAAUAAGAGCACGGCGGGGCCGAGGGUGCAGAAGAGGUGAUUUACGUGAGGUUCGGAAGGGAUAUAACUAGGUACCUUACCCCUGUGGGAGAUCGAGGAGACUGGCUGGGGGAAGGAGGGAAUUGUCUUGCAUGUUUGCGUUGAAGGCAGUGGGUGGCUCUAUCUCGGAAAGGAGGAAGGAGCAAAGGCCCUUGUGGUGGUAGAAGUGGCAUGUGGCAGCCAUGCUCAAUAUGCGGCCGAGUUUUUUCUUGCUUUGUUUCAAAGACGGUUGGAGAAGGACUUCAUUUUCUUGACCUGUUUGGCCGCUCAGCUUUUAUAUACCUAUUAUCCUGGCAGUCAAUUCGACCCUAAACCUCACUCCCG
Messenger RNA from Neurospora crassa OR74A, 2954 nucleotides. RefSeq lists its product as hypothetical. Bases 451 to 2631 code for a protein of 726 amino acids. Lineage: Eukaryota; Fungi; Ascomycota; Sordariomycetes; Sordariales; Sordariaceae. The transcript has 3 exons. Gene Ontology annotation, cellular component: nucleus. The record is from RefSeq and is a predicted model, not a curated record.